Molecule: messenger RNA, 2910 nt
Organism: Cladophialophora carrionii CBS 160.54
Lineage: Eukaryota; Fungi; Ascomycota; Eurotiomycetes; Chaetothyriales; Herpotrichiellaceae
Exons: 1
Coding region: 1-2910 (969 amino acids)
Cellular component (GO): NuA4 histone acetyltransferase complex
Molecular function (GO): protein binding
Source: RefSeq, a predicted model, not a curated record
AUGCCUUCAAUAAAAGCCUACACCCAGUAUGAAACCCUCGCCUUCUGCCAGUCCGUCGCCUAUCAUGGCUCCGAUACAGCUGCCUUCGAGGACAUCUCGACCGCCUUGAACGGCAACCACCUCAUCCGCGACAGCGACACAUACGAUCAGACUCGUCUCACCGCAGCUGCUCUGCAACAGCUAUACUACGACCUUCUUGCCGAGGAGAAAAAUACGCAGAAAAUUCCGACCGUUAAUGGCGACGAUGGGUCGUCAAAUGGCACAAACCCGCGAAAGCGCAAGCUGUCGCGGUCGCCUGCUCCCGAGGACGCGGCAUACACAGACGAGCAGAGGUCACUAGAGUCCCUGGUAGACAAGCUCUACGCUCGCUUUCGAGAGCAGAUGAUCAAGGAGGUCAGGCAGGAAGAGGAGGACUAUUUGAGGCUGCAGGCUGAGAUCGCGCAGCUGGAGCACGAGGAAUUCGAGGACCAAAUUCAACAGCCGCCCGCAGGAGAGUCCGGCAACAACCAGGCUCAGCCGCAGUCCGAAACGUCCAAAAAGACAGAAGACAUAGUCGAGAAGGCGCACACUGUUCAGGCGAGCUCGCAGGCAACACCUGCCUCAGCCGCGCCUGGCACUGAUGCCGCCCGUCUCGUGCAGGUCGCGUCGACUGCGGCACCUGCAGCCGUCGAUGUGCGGACGUCUCCCUCUGUUCGGACUGGCCUGCCGCCACCUCUGGCGCCCUCGCAUCCUCCACCUCCUGCAUCUCCUGCUCUGCCUCUUGCAAGAGCUUCGCAACCGCCUCCAGCAGCCCCGCCGCCGCCACAACAAUCGCCGGGAGCCUUUCAUCGCACGCUACCCAUUCCGUCGCCGCAACGACCUAACUAUGGCCCGAUCAACCCUCAGCAUUUCCAGCCCGGACCCCAGGGUCAACCUAUGCCCGUUCUGCCACCGUAUACGGGCUCACCGCAUAUGCUACCGCCUACCGAGUAUCCCCAUCAGAAGCGUGGAAGUGCUUCACCCGCUCAAGGAAGAGGUUCUCCCGUCCCUGGCCUCCAGCACCAGCACCAGCAACCGUAUCCGGGUUACUCUGGCUACCCUCAACAGCCUCCCUGGCCGCAUCAUCCACCUGCCCAGCAACAGUAUGGUCAGCCACCACAUUUUCCAAAUCCACCAUAUUACGCUCAAUCACCCACGAGCCGUCCUCCCAUACAGUACCAGACACCACACCAUCCACAAUAUGCGCCGUACCCCCAAAGUGCCCCUAUCCACUACCAAGGCCAGCCACCGCUUCCUCAUGCCUGGCCACCGCCUCAGCCUGGUCAGCCUUACUAUGGGUAUUACGGUUCGCCAAACGUGACUCCUGUUCUGCGAAGCGACUCGAGGCGAACCGUACCGAGAGCGCGAUCAUCCACGCCCUGGAAGCGACGUGUUCAGCAGCCGGGUGGUGCACGGCCGUCAAGUCCAAUUCGACCAGAGAGAGAAGUUAGUCCCAUCUCAGAUACAGAGUCACUCACUCAGACCAAGAAAUCCCGGGGCAGCACAGAACGGACAGCAGAGAAGAGCCAACGUACUCCGCGAGCCACCGCACCGCCGGUCAGAGGCCGCCAGCAAGCCAGUGCCACUCCGUCGGCAUUUGCAGGAUCAAGAUCUCAAUCGAUAGCAUCGUUUGCAUCCGAUGUGCCUACCAGCAAGGGCAAGAAGGCUGGGGUUUCUCACAGCGUUAAAGCGGAACCACCCGGUACACCUGCGCCGAUCCCUUCUGACACGGAGCAGCAGCAGCCACAAAGGACUACGGGCCGGCGCGGAAGAGCUCGUGCAAGCACGUUGACUGCCAAACCAGAGCCAGCUGUACCGGCUCUUGGUACUAAUAAGCGGAAGCGCUCAGGUGGCCAUGACUCGGCAAGCCCGCCACCAUCAGUCGCACGACAGCUACCUUCUCCAGCUGCGACGGCUUUGACGCGCGUUCAGCCACCUCCAUUACGCCGCCAAUUCUCGCUGUCUCUCUUGGCUGAUCCCUCGCUGGUCGCAGUCACCAGGAACUUCAGCAAGACUUCGCAGCUGCUUCUUAACGAGAUCAACUCGCACAAACUGGCCGGAAUUUUCGCUAAGCCGCUUUCCGAAAGGGAUGCACCUGGAUAUAAGGACCUGGUGUUGCGACCGCAGGACCUGAAGAGCAUCAAGGCAGCUAUCUCGAAGGGUGGGAAAGCGGCAUUGGCGGCUAUUGAGGCAUUCGAGGAGAGAACAGGCAAUGCAAAUGCAGGGUCAGAGGAUGCAGACGGCGACAAGACACCCAUGCAGAACACUCCGGCGUCGACUACGGCAGGCGUUCCGCUUGCUGGUGAAAGAGCUUUUGGAAACGGCGUCUAUCUGGUUAGGGCGUCAGAAGACCUUGUCCCACCAAAAGCAAUUGUGAACUCGGCUCAGCUUGAACUGGAACUCGUGCGAAUGUUUGCAAAUGCAGUCAUGUUCAAUCCACUACCAAGCUCUGAGAGAGGCUUUGGACGCUCACUCCGCCUACGCCGAAGAGGAGGAGACGUUGCACCUCAGCUCACGGCAGGAGAUGAGCAGCACGCCGAGAGCAGCGAAUCGGACGAUGGUACCCCAUCUGAAGUAGGUGGCAUCAUCUCCGACACCAGGGAGAUGUUCGAGGAUGUCAUCGCCAUGGUGAGGAAAUGGAGAGAAGCCGAACUGGAACGUCUCGGCGAUGUGGGCGAGGCGGACAUGAUUUCUUCGACUCCGACAGCCGGGCCGUCCAAGCCCACGACGCAAGCGAGCGGCAGCGGCAAUGUCAGCGCCACCGUCAGCGCGAAUCCUAGCCUGAGACAGUCCGAGAGCGAAGAGAAUGAGGACGAAACCGGUGGUGCGCCCAGUCCACCUCCCGCCUCCGCCACGGGGACGGCAAGAAAGAGAAGGCGUAUAGCGGAAUGA